CUGCACUAACCGUUGGGCUCUGCCUCUCUUCCACCACCACACCACUCUCCUCCCAUUCUUCUACCACCUGCUGCACCCCUAAAAAAACAUCUCUCUCUCUCUCUCUCUCUCUCUCUCUUACCAUACUCACCCCUCUCUUCUCUCUAAGGGGCAUGGUUCCCACCCCAUCGUCCUCGUCUAAGCCCAAUUGGAGUAUGGCCACUGCAGAGACUCCAGCUUUGUCAUCCGCUGCGGCUCAGCUCCAACGACUCCUUCAGUUAGCCGUCCAAAGUGUGCAAUGGACAUACAGUGUCUUCUGGCAAAUUUGCCCACAACAAGGGGUACUUAUUUGGGGUGAUGGUUACUAUAACGGGGCAAUAAAGACGCGCAAGACGGUGCAGCCCAUGGAGGUUAAUGCCGAGGAGGUGUGCCUCCAGCGGAGUCAACAGCUGAGGGAGCUCUACGACUCACUGUCGGCUGGAGAGACGAACCAGCCCUCGAAGAGGCCAUGUGCCGCCCUCUCCCCCGAAGACCUCACCGAGUCUGAGUGGUUCUACCUCAUGUGCAUUUCCUUCACCUUCCCUCUUGGUAUCGGGAUACCGGGGCGGGCAGCGAGUAGGAGGCAUUAUAUAUGGCUCACAGGCGCCAAUGAAGAAGACAGCAAAGUCUUCACUCGAGCAAUCCUCGCCAAGAUGCCUGCUUUUGCUGUCCUCCUAAUCCAGAGCGCUCACAUUCAGACAAUCGUGUGCAUUCCAGUUAUGGAUGGAGUACUGGAGCUCGGCACCACCGAAAGGGUGCAAGAAGACUCCAGUAUGGUGCAGCAGCUGAAAGCCUUGUUCAUGGAUGACCAAGGCCAACUCCAACCUCAAAAGCCAGUCCACUCUGAACACUCCACCUCCAAGCCUGCCACUUCAACAGACAGCUUUCCUUACCACCGUGAUCAUCAUCGCCCACAUCGUCAACAUCAUCAUCAACAACAUCAGCACCAUCAACAACCACAUGACCAGCAGCAGGAGCAGCCCCCACUCCCAUGGCAGGCAGUGGAGAUAGAAGAGGAGGGGGAUGGGGAAUCAGAGUCGGAGAGUGAAAGGGAGAUGCAGACCAAGGAUAUUCAGGUCGGUUUGUCACCAGAAGGCUGCUCCGAUCCUAACCCCAUCAACAUGACUGCUCACACCUCAUUAACCAACCCACCUUGCCAAGAACAGCACUUGCCAAUGCCCACCAACAAUCUCUUACUCGACGACACCAAUCCAUGGCCACUUCUACAUGAUGACAUCAGCAUCGGUCUCCCUUCCUCUGGAGCCACCAUGCAUAGGGAUGACAUGGUGGCAACACAGGAAGAUGGACACUAUUCCAAGACCGUUGCUGCUGUCCUACAACGCAACAACACCAACAACAAUGCAGCUCCUCCAUUUCUUGUAACCUACUCUUGUCAGUUUCCAAAGUCAGAGGACACAGUAUUUUCCAAGUGGAAGUGGAACAACCAAGCAGCCACCACCACUAGCCAAGGAGGAGGCGGCCAACAGUGGCUACUCAAAUACAUACUCUUCAGUGUUCCUUUCCUUCACAGUAAGUACAGGGAUGAGAACUCCCCUAAAGCAAGGGGGGAUGGAGAGAGUGGCAGCAGGCUGCGGAGGGGUGUCACCACUCCCCAAGAUGAGCUUAGUGCCAAUCAUGUCCUAGCAGAACGGAGGAGGAGAGAGAAACUCAAUGAGAGAUUCAUAAUUCUCCGCUCCCUCGUUCCCUUUGUUACUAAGAUGGAUAAAGCUUCUAUCUUGGGUGACACGAUAGAGUAUGUGAAGCAACUGAGGAAGCGCAUACAAGAUCUUGAGUCCCGUAACAGGCAGAUGGAAAUCAAUUUAAAAACAAGGGCUUCAGUCAGCUCAGAAACACAAAAAUUGUCAAGUACAAAAGAUAGAACUAACUCAAACACCAGUGCAGUAUUGACCACAGCUCAAACACUCAAUGACCGCAGCAGAACUAUGGCCUUAGACAAGAGGAAACGUCACAUCUUGGAAGGUGCAAGGACCAAGAUGGCAGCAGGAGGGUGCAUCACUGAUGUACAGGUCUCCAUAAUUGAAAGUGAUGCACUUCUCGAGUUGCAGUGCCCAUACCGAAAUCGAUUAUUGCUUGAGAUCAUGCAGACAUUGAAUGAGCUCCACUUCGAAACUCAGUCUGUCCAAUCAUCUUCAGACAAUGGUGUUUUGAUAGCUGAAUUCCGAGCAAAGGUCAAAGAAAAUCCUAAUGGGGAGAAGGUAACACUUGUGGAAGCCAAACAAGCCAUUCAUCAUAUCCUUGAAAAUUGCUGACAAAAGCAAAGCUGCGCAAGCUCUGCUAGAAAAGAAACGACAAAGCAGGCAUCCAUGGUGAAAGUUUUUCAAUAGGAAAAAUAAACCAUGCAUCAAGAAAGAAUAUUGAAUCCCAGUGAAAGCCCUUAAGUUUUGAGAGAGCAGUUUUUUGUUGGUGUUGAGCCAUGUAAAGGAAUGCAGUUUUCGUGUGCUCAAAACAUUCAAACAUACAUAAUGGCUCUGCAGCAAAUGUCAUUCAAACUUCCGCUAUGGCACCCCAGGUGUUGAGUGUAGAUUGUUAUCCCAGACUGUUCAAAAUGAAGAUAUGAGUGUGAUAAGUGAUGUCCGUUGAUUUUCCAAGGAUCAAUUGAGAGGGGCCACCACAGUGCACUACUGAUUGAUGGCGAGUGUGACAUAUAAGAAAAAUUCCAAUCAAGAAUGUGCAUUAUAAAAUUUUGUAUUAUAGAAGUUUCUUGCACAACUUUGUAGUCAAUAUAAUAAAUUUUAACAAGCAAAAUGUGGGUCAUCCAUCAAUGCUGGCCCAGUUUCCUUUCUC
Messenger RNA from Amborella trichopoda, 2823 nucleotides. The record is from RefSeq and is a predicted model, not a curated record. Lineage: Eukaryota; Viridiplantae; Streptophyta; Magnoliopsida; Amborellales; Amborellaceae.